UCCACCCACAUGAAUACCAUGUUUCAUAAUCGAGACUAUGUGUCAGCAAAGGUGAUUUUGCCUCAGAGGGAACAGGAGAUUGAUCUACAAGGCCAACACGAUCGCCCUGACGAAUAUGCGCUCUUCAGUAUGAGUGGAGCACCCCAAGCACCUGACCCACAACACAGAGCUGCAGAUGUUCGAAACCAAGAAGAAGAUUACAUAGACAAUGAGUACCUGGACGAUGAUGUUGAAGAUGGUGGUGGGGAAGAGGUGAACGACGUAGAUAUGAGACAGGAAGGUGUAGCUCAGGUGAUCCCUGGGGUUCCAGAGCCACCACAGUAUCAGGACAUCGAGAGAGCCAGGGAGGGAGUGGUCGUGGAUCUGGGAGAUGCGCAGGUGCAGCUCGUCGCUGGGGAGAAUAAUGUCGCACGAGUCCAGCAGGAAAAUCCUCCUGGGGAGGAUCUAGUUGCCAAUGAGCUCAUUCGAGAACCAAUGGAUGUUGGGGCAAAUGUGCGUGCGCCUGGGGUAAUCCGUGGGGUUGUAGGGGCACCCCAGGAUCAGGACAUUGAGAGAGCCAGGGAGGGAGAGGUCGUGGAUCUGGGAGAUGCGCAGGUGCAGCUCGUCGCUGGGGAGAAUAAUCUCGCACUAGUCCAGCAGGACAAUCCUCCUGGGGAGGAAGUAGAUGCCAAUGAGCUCGUUCGAGAACCAAUGAAUAUUAGGGAGAAUGCCGGUGCGCCUGGGGUAAUCCCUGGGGGUCUAGGGCCUCAGGAUCAGGGAAUUGAGAGGGCCGGAGAGGCAGAGCAACCGAUCGCUGCAGGGAAUGACAGAGCAGUGAGGAGACCUCGGUCGAGAUGCGUAAGGUGUGACGUGAACGCGGUACAGAACGUCGGAGUUGAGUGCUGUUGCCUCAAUUACUGUAUGCAAUGUGCAACCGAAGUUUGCACUGAAGCUGGACACAAUAUAGACGACCGGGACGACCCCCUCCACAUUCCUUGCCCUCUUUGUUCUGAGGCCAUGGAGUUUAUCCAGAGGGUAUUCACCCUCAACGGAGAAAACGAUGAAUACAAUUGGAUCUGCCACACGUGCCUGACUGAGACGGUUGAAAUGUUGGCAAGGCCAUGUAACCAUCUGGUUCUUUGCGUCCCCUGUGCGGUACGAUGGCAAGAAGAGGCAAGAGGCCCAGACAGAUGCUCUUACUGCAACGAUGAGUGUACCUACCAGAACAUCAACGUCAGAGACGAUGACCCUCUGCAUCCCCCUCAGUAACUCCUUCACAAUUCUUAUCCCCUUCAAGUAAUUUUUUUUUCGAAAAACAAUACAAAAAAAUUCGUAACGUAAAUCUUUUCGAAUUUAACGAAAACCGACGAGUUCAUUACGGUCUACCAUUUAUAUGAUAAUUUAUUUUCAUAAUUUUCAAUGAAUGAAAAUUCAAAUAUUUUCAGUCUCUUGUCCACAUGGGUAAGUAGAAUCAUCUUUUCUUCCAUAAAUAAAGUUCCUUGCAGUCACAUCAGCCUUAACAGUUGUGUUAAGUUUCUAGGAUUAAAAAUUUCUCCUCCAGUUCUUCACAAUGGACAAUUUCAAGAGUUGCAUGAGCUAGUGUGGUAGUAAAACAAGACAAUUCAAUUCAUAUUUUUGAAUAGCCUGGCAAAAUUGA
Diachasma alloeum is the source of this 1636-nucleotide messenger RNA. RefSeq lists its product as uncharacterized. NCBI's taxonomy places the organism in Eukaryota, Metazoa, Arthropoda, Insecta, Hymenoptera, Braconidae. The transcript is spliced from 5 exons. Bases 10 to 1248 code for a protein of 412 amino acids. The record is from RefSeq and is a predicted model, not a curated record.